CCUGGGCCCCAUCGGAUCUUCCGCCGUGGGUCGCCCUGCCACUGGGUGGUGCUGCCCCGUCAGUCCCCACUAUCUCGAUCAAAUCAUGAAUAAUAAUUAUCAUAUGCCUCUCUCUCUUCUUCUAUGUACACAGUUACAACAAUGCGUCUGACGGGCAAUCAGUAUCUGCAUCGGCGUCCUCAGUAUGUGUGGUUACCUUAGGUUAGUGAUUUCAGUCCAGCCAGUGCGUCAAUCCACCAGAAACUCCCGCGCAAUCGCACAAUCCACAAUCAUCCCAGGGCUUCGUCUGAUCAUCGUCAAGUUCGUCCGUAUCCAAGUUCGGUGGCAAUCUGGGGCCCGUGUCUUAAAACGCCAAUCAAAAAGCACAACGCCUCCCCUCCCUCCCAAAAAGAAAAGAAAAACACGAAAAAAAAGUUGGAGAAGAAAAAGAAAGAGAGAGAAAAAAAGAAAAAAGAAGCUCCGUAUAAAUACCGAAUGACUCGCGCAUCAAUGCGUAUAUCGAAGUCCAGAAACUGCAGCACACUAGGAAAAAAUAAA
Molecule: messenger RNA, 537 nt
Organism: Aspergillus heteromorphus CBS 117.55
Lineage: Eukaryota; Fungi; Ascomycota; Eurotiomycetes; Eurotiales; Aspergillaceae
Exons: 1
Coding region: 185-478 (97 amino acids)
Source: RefSeq, a predicted model, not a curated record